Messenger RNA from Prorocentrum cordatum, 1291 nucleotides. Lineage: Eukaryota; Dinophyceae; Prorocentrales; Prorocentraceae. The record is from the annotation of a GenBank genome assembly.
AGCCAUUUUGGCUGAAGCUGCUCAACAGCGAGCACAGCCCUGUUGCUCAAGCCAGUCGGUCAUGAGCUGCUGGGUGCCGCCGCUUGCUGCUUGAGGAAUGGCGCGGGACGGGCUCCUCCAUGGGGCUCGGGGUCGGUCUCGAGCGGAGCGUUCUGCGGCGUGCUGGCGCGCUCGUGAGGCGGCGGACGCGGCCGUCGCCAAGCUCUCCUCCAGGCUCGCGGAUGCCCAAGGCCUAAUUCCGGCCCUCGAGCUGGACCUUGACGUGGUGGCUCCAGGUUUCGGGGGAGGUGAGCUGAAGCGCAGGCUGAGGCUCAUCAUGCCGGUGCUAGCCGCCGGCAUCGCGGGCGUUCGUGCCGCGGGCAGUGCGCGUGCCAGGCGCAAUUUGGCUGCGCACAACUUCGACAUCUCCGCCGAGAUCAUCGGCGGCGCUUCGCAGAGGGAGCUCAACCAGCUCCAGCGGGCGGGGCGUUCGGGCUCGGCGUGCGCUGCUGUCGGCGCUGCUGGAGGAGGCGCUGCUCUUCGUGCAGAGGCACCCGUUUUCUUUCCUGGGGCGGAGCAUUGGGAGCCUCUUCGUGACCAGGCGUUGGCCGUAACGGGUUUGCGCUGCCACUGCGGCACGGUGGUUUUCAGCUCCUGGGAGCCCAUCGUGCUCGAUGGCGGGGCGUUUGCCGUAAAUCACCUUUCCGAGGAAAACGGGGAUGGCAGCAACGGCAGCGUCGUGAAGGAGAACGCGGAAGCCGACACGCUCUCCGCGGGGAGUGGGUUCGUGGCUUCUGACCUUCCCACAGGCGGGGUCCCUCCCCCCCCACCUGUGGACGGCUCUGAGGAGGGUAUUGCUGCUACAGACGGUGCGCAGGUCAUCGCACAGGAAGUUCCAGACACUGGCGAGGGCGUCUUUCCGGAGCGCGGCCUGGGAGACAAGGGUGGCGUGCUCUCGCCCCUUGUGUCGGCGUUUGGUCGAGGAGGAGGUGUGCGAGGAGUUCCCUUCACUAUCGCCCCUGGUGCAUGUCGCAAGGAAUGCAACGAUCUUGAUGGUGAAGAUCGGAGUGCCGGUUCUAGCGGUUAUAGGGAUCGCCGUGGAGACCCUGUGAAGAACCGUAAGAAUGAGGUUGUUCGUCGCAGUCUUGGGAAUUCCGAUCCAGGCCUGAAGGCACCGCCGUGCGCAGUUUCAAAGACGUCUGGCAUCGGGCCCCCGCGGAAGGUGGAGUGCCAGCAGCAGUGAUGGUGCCUGGCACCCCUGCCCCGUGAUCGGCGUAAGCCCGUGGCAGAGAGAUUCAGCACGAGGUCCUGU